AUCACAGCACCCCAUCCAGAUAGCAAGCAAGCAAGCACACGGCGCGUAUCCCUCUACCAACGCAGAAAACUUACUUAACCACUCGAUCCUGAUCGAUCGAUCGAGCGAGAGAGGAUCGAGCUAGGUGGGGGUUCUGGUCCAGAUCGAUGGACAUGGCGCACGAGAGGGACGCGAGCAGCGAGGAGGAGGUGAUGGCCGGGGACCUGCGGCGCGGGCCGUGGACGGUGGAGGAGGACCUCCUGCUCGUCAACUACAUCGCCGCGCACGGCGAGGGCCGCUGGAACUCGCUCGCCCGAUCAGCAGGGCUGAAGCGCACAGGCAAGAGCUGCCGGCUCCGGUGGCUGAACUACCUCCGUCCCGACCUCCGGCGAGGCAACAUCACGCCGCAGGAGCAGCUGCUCAUCCUGGAGCUGCACUCGCGGUGGGGCAACCGCUGGUCCAAGAUCGCGCAGCACCUCCCCGGCCGCACCGACAACGAGAUCAAGAACUACUGGCGGACGCGGGUGCAGAAGCACGCCAAGCAGCUCAAGUGCGACGUCAACAGCCAGCAGUUCAAGGACGUCAUGCGCUACCUCUGGAUGCCGCGCCUAGUCGAGCGCAUCCAGGCCGCCGCCUCCUCCUCCGGCGGGGAGGCGGGCAAUCAGCAGCAGCAGGGCGGCGCCGACACGUCCCCCCUGUCGUGGCAGCACGGUGGCUGCGACGACGGGCUCUACGAGUCGGCGGAGCUCCCGAUGCCCGAUGCCAGCUGCUGGCCGGCCGAGUACUGCACGGCGGCCGGCGGGCAGAUGCACGGCACGCCUGCCCCGGAGCUGUCGAGCACCACGGCCGGGUCGUCCUCGCCGUCCACGGACUCUGGCGCCGGGGCGCAGCCCAGCUGGGCUCAGGCUGACGGCGCCGAGUGGUUCACCACUGCCUGCGACGCCUCCAGCGCCAUCGGUGUGGCCACGAGCGACAUGAAGCUUGCCCAGCCGGCGUGCCAGGCUGUGCAGACGUGGACGCCCGAGUCGUCACUGCCUGGCCUCAGCUUCCCCGACCUCGCCGUCGCGGACUUCGAGAUCGGCGGCUUCGACGUCGACAGCUUCUGGACGAGCAUGGAAGACGACCUGUGGUGCCCCACCCAGGCCGCCGUGUGAAAAUUCAGCACGGCCGCCAUGGAAAUCCGCAGCGGCGAACGCGCGCGCGCAGCGACACCAGCGGGUGCACGACCGCCGGGGACGCGUAGCAGAGCGGAGAAGCGGACUAGAAGAAGGAGAGAGAAGCUAUCUGGGGGAUUAGAACAAGAUUAAUCGCCUCAAGAUGCCAUUUUUGGACUCCAAGCUCCCAGACGACUAUUCUAACUCCAGUUCUUUUCCGUUUCUUUCUCCUUUUUUUACUUCCUAGGGUAAAGAAAAAACUAAAGAAGUUAAAAGAUGUACUUAGCCGUUAUAGUGUUGUUGAUGCCGCUGUUACUAAAGUUUGUCCGUUUAAUUUUUACUCAUUCUUUUUGAGUAAAUACAGUACUACCACCACUGCUGUACGAGGUUGAAACUGUAGGAUUAACAAGAUUAUUGUACCCUUCUAGUAGAAAGCGGUAAUUAAUAAACCAAAGCUCCGACGUCAAGUUCUGA
Oryza brachyantha (malo sina) is the source of this 1607-nucleotide messenger RNA. Its product is annotated as transcription factor MYB2-like. Lineage: Eukaryota; Viridiplantae; Streptophyta; Magnoliopsida; Poales; Poaceae. The record is from RefSeq and is a predicted model, not a curated record. Gene Ontology annotation, molecular function: DNA-binding transcription factor activity; sequence-specific DNA binding. The transcript has 2 exons. The coding region runs from base 147 to 1133 and encodes 328 amino acids. Gene Ontology annotation, cellular component: nucleus. Gene Ontology annotation, biological process: regulation of DNA-templated transcription.